Messenger RNA from Struthio camelus australis, 2662 nucleotides. Lineage: Eukaryota; Metazoa; Chordata; Aves; Struthioniformes; Struthionidae. The record is from RefSeq and is a predicted model, not a curated record.
UAUACUUAAAGGAGGAAGAUGCCAAUUGUCAAAAACGUGAGCAGAGCUGUCAGCCAGCUGCUUCAAAGCUCUGGUUGCGGAUGUGGGGUUUCUGUAGUGCCUGUUCGAUGUAUUGGAAUCUCGCCGCGCCAGGUGGCCUCCGAUGCUAGCUUUCAUUCCGUGUCUUUUUCUGAGUCUAAUCAUCCUCGGGUGCUAAUUACAGGGGGUCUUGGCCAGCUCGGGGUGGGACUCGCUAAACUUCUGAGGAAACGUUUUGGAAAGAACAACGUGAUCUUGUCUGACAUUAGAAAGCCUACAGAUAAUAUUUUUUAUAGUGGUCCUUUUAUCUACUCGGAUAUCUUGGACUACAAGAAUUUACGUGAGAUAGUGGUGAAUAAUCGGAUAACUUGGUUGUUCCAUUAUAGUGCUUUGCUCAGUGCUGUUGGAGAAGCAAAUGUCCCUUUGGCCAGAGCUGUAAAUAUUACUGGUUUACACAAUGUUCUGGAUAUUGCAGCUGAGCAUAAUUUGCGACUCUUUGUUCCUAGCACUAUUGGAGCCUUUGGACCCACCUCUCCUCGAGAUCCAACUCCUGAUCUCUGCAUUCAGAGACCAAGGACAAUCUAUGGAGUCUCCAAGGUUCACGCUGAGCUCAUGGGCGAAUACUACCAUUACCGAUAUGGCCUAGACUUUCGAUGCCUAAGGUAUCCAGGAAUUAUAUCUGCUGACUCUCAGCCUGGAGGGGGAACAACUGAUUAUGCUGUCCAGAUUUUCCACGAUGCCAUAAAAACUGGCAAAUUCCAGUGCAACCUAAAGCCAGACACCCGUCUCCCUAUGAUGUAUAUUGAUGACUGUCUGAAGGCGACGCUAGAGGUCAUGGAGGCCCCUGCUGAGGCACUGAGCAUGAGGACAUACAACAUCAGUGCCAUGAGCUUCGCUCCUGAAGAGCUGGUGCAAGAGGUGCAGAAACAUGUUCCUGAACUCCAGGUGACCUACAGUGUGGAUGCAGUCAGGCAGGCCAUAGCUGACAGUUGGCCAAUGAACUUUGAUGACAGCAAUGCUCGGAGAGAUUGGGGAUGGAAACAUGAUUAUGACCUCCCUGAAUUGGUGACGACAAUGUUUAGCUUCCUUGGGUCUGACUCCAGGAUUGCUCGAGCUAACUGAAAUACUUUGUAAGAUGUUUCCAGAUUUCCGCAGAGGACCAGGAAGAAAUGGCUAAAUUCAUUUAUAAUCUUCUGAGCCUUAGAGCAUGUCAAUUACCACUUUUCCAUAAGUAGCAGUAGAGUUGGGCAGAAAAAUACUGUAGCUGGAAUUUACUAUUGUUGGAUAAGUUAGAUAAAAUAAGUCAUUAGGUACUGCUUCCAACCAUAGCACCAAUGACAAACAUGGAGAUCUUGAACUUUCACAUUUAAGCAGCUAGAAAGAAAGCACAUACUCCUGGCUGAUGACUCUGCAAUCAUUCCUACUGCCCAGUGUUCUUUAGCAAAUGAUGUGGGCAAUAUUGUCACACCUGCUGUUUCAGGCAUAUUGUGCAGAGUUAGCAAUAUGCUUUUUCGUUUUUCAUUUUCUUAGUGGGAGUUACUAGAUCAUAGUAAGAUAUGAUUCUUUCUUCUCUCUUUGCCUACAGCUGAGAGAUUAGAACUACUUCAUGUUUCAAAAUUGCAGGGAUUGUUGCAAUUUCAGUUCGAAAUGAAACUUUGGUUAAUAGUUCCCAUUUACAUAUAUAUAUGUAUACGUAUAUAUAGAGAGAGUACUAUGUAAACCUACACUUUUCUAUAUGUAAGGCAUACAAAGUGGCAUUAUUCUUUUAUCAUCUAUAAAUGUGAAAGGGAAUAGGACUUGAAUUCUCAUUAUGCUUUAAAAAUACCAGGGUAUACAAGCUAAACUUUGACCUGUUCUUUGAAAAUGCUGCUGCCUUCAGUUUAACCUUGGAGGUAGGCUUGAAAUCCUAGGAGCUGUUAUGUACAUGCAAAUCUAGUGUAUAAUUCAAGAAGGCAAUGCCUGGGAAUGGGGUUAUUGUUAAUUAUCGCUACCUUUUGGUUUUCCCAGUUGUUUACCGUGCUAGCAUGGUCACAUGCUACCUGGAGCAAAUUUUAAAGAUGGGCUGAUCAGAUGGAUUUACAGUAGAGUCAUGUCAGCCUUUGAAAUCAUUCAUAUUUACUACAUUUUCCAAGUGAGUUUUAUAUGCAAUUGCAGAUACUAUGUAUAUGCAACUAUCAUAUGCUUUUAUUCUUUAGAGAGGAAUUCAGAAGCUGAAACCAUACCAUCCUAUAUUUAUUUAUUUCAGGGUUUUAAUGGCAGCCCUGUCUGUUGUCUGAAUUCAUCGCUUAAAAACAAAAAGUCAAGUUGCUGACUUAAUGUGAAGGAUUGACUGUUGUUUAGAGCCGAGAGGCCUAAAUUAUGACUUUGUCCAUCUGUUCCCCUUGCUAUAAAAUGAUGAGGAUUUCCUAAUCUUUUGCUAGUGUUUUCUAGCCUACAGUUAAGGACCAUUCUCUUCAUUUGAGCUUUGUAUGCAAGACAUUCUGGGAUUAAUAAGGGAGUCUUAGUGGAUGCAUGCAAAUAAGAUAUGCCUAUUCAGAGGCUACUGAAGAGACUUGGAAAACAAGAAAUGACAAACGGGAGAUACAGGCGAGCCAUUUUAUGUAAAAUAUCAGUUUUCGUGGUGUAAAUCUGAGCCAUUGGCUAC